This is a messenger RNA of Arabidopsis arenosa, 1092 nucleotides long. The record is from the annotation of a GenBank genome assembly. NCBI's taxonomy places the organism in Eukaryota, Viridiplantae, Streptophyta, Magnoliopsida, Brassicales, Brassicaceae.
ACAAAUCUGAACAAACAUUAAAACUGAUCUCUCUCAUCAUCUUUGGCCAUGGCAAAAGAUGAUGAUGUGCAAGAGGGUGGAGCACCAGCGGCGAGAGACUACAAGGAUCCGCCUCCCGCACCAUUGUUGGACAUGGAGGAACUUCGGAAGUGGUCGCUCUAUAGAGCGGUCAUAGCCGAGUUCGUGGCAACACUUUUGUUCCUCUACGUCUCAGUCCUAACCGUAAUCGGCUACAAAGCUCAAACCGAUGCAACCGCCGGAGGAGUGGAUUGCGGAGGCGUAGGAAUAUUGGGAAUUGCGUGGGCGUUCGGUGGAAUGAUCUUUGUCCUCGUUUACUGUACCGCCGGUAUCUCCGGUGGUCAUAUAAACCCGGCUGUGACGGUGGGACUAUUCCUGGCUCGUAAAGUGUCAUUGGUGCGGGCAGUUUUAUACAUUGUGGCUCAGUGCCUUGGUGCCAUCUGCGGUUGUGGUCUCGUCAAAGCAUUCCAAAGUUCUUACUACACCAGAUAUGGAGGUGGAGCCAACGUGCUCGCCGACGGCUACAACAAAGGUACCGGACUCGGUGCCGAGAUCAUCGGAACUUUUGUCCUUGUUUACACCGUCUUCUCGGCCACCGAUCCCAAGCGAAGUGCUCGUGACUGUCACGUGCCAGUUUUGGCGCCACUUCCCAUCGGAUUUGCCGUCUUCAUGGUUCAUUUAGCCACCAUUCCCAUCACCGGAACCGGUAUCAACCCGGCUCGUAGCUUCGGAGCUGCCGUUAUUUACAACAACGAAAAGGCCUGGGACGACCAAUGGAUUUUUUGGGUUGGACCGAUGAUCGGAGCAGCAGCGGCAGCGUUUUACCAUCAGUUUAUUUUAAGAGCGGCUGCGAUUAAAGCUCUUGGCUCCUUUAGGAGCUUUGCUUAAUUUUUAUUUAUUUUAAAUUAAACCACAAGUUAUUAAUCUUUAAUCAAAUGAUGAUGAUUACCAAUGUAUUAAGCGGAAGUUACAUGUAUCUUCUUUACAUGUUUCUGUUCUUUUUUCUUCACUUCAUGGAAUAUUUUCCCAUUCGUGUAAUUGUAAAUGUGGUUAUAAUUAAUGUUGCUUUAAGAU